Molecule: messenger RNA, 1428 nt
Organism: Sorex fumeus (smoky shrew)
Lineage: Eukaryota; Metazoa; Chordata; Mammalia; Eulipotyphla; Soricidae
Product: ectonucleotide pyrophosphatase/phosphodiesterase family member 7-like
Exons: 5
Coding region: 1-1428 (475 amino acids)
Source: RefSeq, a predicted model, not a curated record
AUGGCAGGGAGCGUGGCCCUGGCACUGCUGCUGCCACUCCUGCUGUGCGGGAUCCACGGACACCCCGUCCCCGGCGCCAAGGCCUUCAACAAGCUGCUGCUCAUCUCCUUCGACGGCUUCCGCUGGGACUAUGACCAGGACGUGGACACCCCCCACCUGGACCAGCUGGCACAGGACGGCGUGAAGGCCAAGUUCCUCACGCCGCCCUUCGUCACCAUGACCUCCCCAUCCCACUUCACCACCAUCUCGGGCCGCUGGAUCGAAGACCACGGAGUCAUCCACAACAUGAUGUUUGACACAGAGACGGGCAAGAAGCACAACUUCCAGACCACGCAGAGAAAGAACGAGUGGUGGGACAAUGGGCUUCUGCCCCUCUGGAUCACGGCCCAGAGACAGGGGAGGAAGUCGGCCUCGUUCCACUACCCCGGAGGGGCCUCAACGUACCAGGGCCAGGCAGUGUAUCGGACCGUGAUAGAGCCCUACUUUCACCCCAAUGGAAACGAGACCGAGUGGCGGGAGAACAUCGACAUCGUCCUGGACUGGUUCACCCGCGAAGCCUUCGACUUUGUGACCCUGUACUACGGCGAGCCGGACAACGUGGGCCACAGUGUGGGGCCCGAGACAGAGGAGCGGAGGACCAUCAUACGGCAGAUCGACAGGACUGUUGGGUACCUGCGGGAAGCCAUCCAGAGACACAACCUGACCCACAGCCUCAACGUCAUCAUCACCUCGGACCAUGGUAUGACCACCAUCAAGCAGCAGCCCAACAUCACCGAGAUCCUCUUGUCCAAAUACAUCAAUUUUGGGGAUCUGGUUAAGUUCCACAUCGUGGACUACGGCGGCUUUGGGAUGCUCCUGCCCAAGCCGGGGAAGGAGGAGUCCGUGUACCAGGCGCUCAAGAAUGCACACCCCCACCUCCACGUCUACCGGAAGGACGAGUUUCCCGAGCGCUUCCAUUACGCCAAACACGAGCGGGUCCUGCCCAUCCUGCUGUACGCCGACCUUGGGUACCACAUCAGUGCGAGAUUAGUCAUUCAUUUCAACAAAGGCGAUCACGGCUUUGAUAACGACUACAUGGACAUGAAGACUAUCUUUAGAGCCUUCGGACCAGAUUUCAAGAAGAAUUACCUGGCGGAGGGUUUUGACAGCAUCCAUAUCUACCCACUCAUGUGCAAGCUCCUGGGGGUGACCCCUGAGCCCCACAACGGGUCCCUGGCCAUCACCCAGGCGAUGCUCUCGGACUCCUUCAUCCAGCAGACAGGUGAGACACCAACGCGGCCACCAGAAAUUGGCCCGGGGUCAACAGGGACGCUGACGGGAUCUCUCCUCAGGAACAUCGCCAUCGGCCUCGGGACAGUGAUGGGCGUGCUCGUAGUUCUGUUUAUUGCUGCAGUGUCAUACACGGCUGUUCAGCGGAAAAAGAUGUAA